Linepithema humile (Argentine ant) is the source of this 1119-nucleotide messenger RNA. Its product is annotated as carboxypeptidase B. Gene Ontology annotation, molecular function: metallocarboxypeptidase activity; zinc ion binding. Gene Ontology annotation, biological process: proteolysis. The record is from RefSeq and is a predicted model, not a curated record. Lineage: Eukaryota; Metazoa; Arthropoda; Insecta; Hymenoptera; Formicidae.
AUGAAGAUCGAAAAGUCGGGGUAUGAUGUAUGGGGUCGGUCGCGAACAAAUGGCACGAAGAUUUUGGUACCGCCAUAUCUUGAAAAUGCAUUCAAGGACAUGAUGAAUGAGACAGGAAUUUCUAUAAAAGUGCUUCGUAGGAAUAUAAAAAGCGUCGUAGAUCGGUCAAGAAAGGCUCGACGCCAAAAUACGCGUCGAUUUAUCGGCACCUCGAAAAAUAGCUUCGAUUUUGACCGAUUUCUGCGAUAUGAAGAAAUUAUUAAUUUCAUACAUAAUUUAGUGAGACACAGUAAAUACGCGGAGAUUAUUAAUAUAGGAAAUAGUUUCGAAGGAAGACCAAUUAUCGGCUUGAAAAUAGAAGGAUCUAAGAAUAUUCCGAAAAUAUUUAUUGACGCUGGUAUUCACGCUCGCGAAUGGGCGGCUCCGAUUACAGCCUUAUACUUGAUGAAGAUGAUGGUUGAUCACGAGGAUACGUUGCAUGAGAAAAUUUCAAUUUAUGUUAUCCCUGUAGUGAACCCAGACGGAUAUGAGUACUCCCACACUGUAGAUCGUUUCUGGCGAAAGACUAGAUCGAGAAUUGAUGGCACCGAAUGUGUCGGGACUGACGCAAAUCGCAAUUUUAAUUCACACUGGGCCGAGUUUGGAGCCAGUCCAGAUCCCUGCUCGGACAUAUUUCCAGGACUUGAAGCUUUUUCAGAACCGGAAACGCAAGCGAUACGCGAUACUAUUUUAGCGAUCGAACCAGAUUUAUAUCUUACCUUUCACAGUUACGGCCCGAUGCUGCUGUAUCCUUGGGGUUUCACAAAGUCUUUGCCGAGUAAUUGGCAGGAAUUGGACAAAUUAGCGAAGAUUGCAGCGCACAAAUUGAAACAGCUGAACGGACAGGAUUAUACUAUUGGCAGCUCUGCAAAUGUCCUCUAUUUAGCGUCUGGAGCAAGCGACGAUUGGGCGAUGCAAGUGGCAAAGGUGCCACUAGUUUAUACCAUGGAAUUACCAGAUUAUGGCGAAGGAUUUAUAACACCAAUAGAAAAAAUAAAGCCCAUGGUUAGGGAAACUUACAAGGCUUUUAAAGUAUUUGUGAAAUAUGUCUGCGCUCUUCGCCAUAUUAAUUGUUCAUAA